AUGAUGGCACAACCAGUGCCUCAUCAUGCGACGGACAAGAAACGCGUCAAGGUCUACGAACUGCGCAACAAUGACUGGUUUGACCGAGGCACCGGCUUCUGUACCGCUGCGUUCAUGCAGACGGAGGAGGGCCAACCUCGAGACCCCAGAGUCGUUGUCGAAUCCGAAGACCACCCUGACCGACUUUUACUAGAGACCAAGAUCUGCAAGGAGGAUGGCUUCCAGAAGCAGCAAGAGACUCUGAUUGUCUGGACGGAACCUAGCAAUGGCAUCGAUAUGGCUCUGUCCUUCCAGGAGGCGGACGGCUGUGCUCUGAUCUGGAAAUUCGUGAACAGUGUGCAGCAGACUUUCCAGGGCGGAAUGGCUGGCGCUGACGCAGACGACAGCCUCUCUGACGAUCUCCCCAUGGACAUGCCCACCUCAUUCAGCCUUCCUUCUGCCGAGAUCGGGAAUCUCCCCGAGAUUGAAACCAGCAUGCGCAUAAUGAGUCAGACCGUCAAUGGACGAGAGGCGCUUUGCAAGUGCAUCAGCCAAGAUGGUUACAUCCGUAAACUGAUUCCUUUGGUUGAGAUGGCCGAAGAUCUCGAGAGCCUGCCCGACCUCCAUCGAUUGUGCAACAUCAUGAAGACUGUCAUCCUUCUCAACGACACUCAACUUAUCGAGCAUGUAGUAUCCGACGACUGCGUUCUCGGUGUUGUCGGCGCUCUCGAAUACGAUCCAGACUUCCCAAGUCACAAAGCGAAUCACCGUCACUGGCUUGACAACCAAGGAAGAUAUAAGGAGGUUGUCCCGAUCGAGGACGACAACAUUCGGAGGAAGAUUCAUCAAACCUACCGACUCCAAUACUUGAAGGACGUUGUCCUGGCACGGAUCUUGGACGACCCUACCUUCUCCGUUCUUAACUCUCUGAUCUUCUUCAACCAAGUGGACAUUGUCCAGCACUUGCAAGGAAACGGAGGGUUUCUCAACGAGCUCUUCAGCAUCUUCAAAGCCACUCAACCGGAUCAGAUGAGGAAGAAGGAGGCGGUUCUUUUCAUCCAACAAUGCUGCGCCAUUGCAAAGAACCUCCAGCCCCAAGCUCGUCAGACGCUUUACAAUCACUUCAUUAGCCACGGCCUGCUCCAGGUCAUUAACUUUGGUCUGCGUCAUCCCGACGUCAGUGUUCGUGUUGGCGCAACCGACGUACUGGUCUCCUUGAUAGACCAUGAUCCACACAUGAUCCGCGGCACCAUUUACCGACAGCUCCACGACGGCCAACCGCCCCUAACGGAUUCGCUCAUCGACUUGCUGUUGGUAGAAGUCGACCUUGGCGUCAAGUCACAAAUAUCGGACGCGCUCAAGGUCCUGCUCGACCAUGGGCCUCCAAUUCAGUCGCAGGAGGCUUUUGCAAAGGCCAACGGAGAGUUCCCUGGUCGGAGACCACAGGCAGCAGAGAGCCCUCAGCAUGAGUUGUUCCUCUCCCACUUUUACUCUACGUCGGCACAGCGGCUCUUCCGGCCACUGAUCGAUCUCCAGGGUCGGACGGACAUGACUUUCCCAGUGCAGCAAGCUUCAAUGUUCACGUAUCUCAUUGAGAUUCUGUGUUUUUUUAUCCGGCAGCAUGUGCAUCGCAGCAAGUUUUUCGUCCUUCAGCAGGAUCUUCUGCGACGAAUCGCUCAGCUCUUUGCUUGUCCGGAGAAGUAUCUGAGGCUUGUUGCCAUUCGUUUCUUCCGCAACUUGGCGGGCAUGCAGGACAACUUCUAUGACAAGCAUAUCAUGGAGCAUGGCAUCUUGGAGCCUCUCCUCGACAUGGUCUCCCGAUCCAUGCCUCGAGACAAUCUUCUGAGCUCGGCUUGCAUCGAAUUCUUUGUCUUCAUCACCCAACAGGAACACAGAAAGGAGAUGAACAAGUUUCUUGUUCAGAAUCACCGGGAGCGGCUGGUUGCACUGAGCUACAUGGAUACCUUCCGCAACAUCAUAGUGGUCUACGAUCAAACACAAGGGCACACCAUUGACUUCUACACCGAAUCGGAAGAGGACCAUGCGAGACGAAACGCCAAUCCCAACCAGAGGAUGAUGGAACACAUUUCCGUCGACCAAGCCGAGGAGGACUAUUUCAACACGUCAGAUGAUGAAGAUGGUCCUGAGAGCAGAGCCCUUGAUAAGGUGCAGCCGACAAAUGGCUCGGCCGCGUCAACGCCGACUUCGAAACCGCUAGUCGAUUAUCCAUCGGACGAAGAGGUUGACGAAAACGCAGACCCCGAGGUCUUGCCGACGUCCAGCGAGAAGCAUGAUGGGACGGACGGUGCCUCCGACACAAGUAGCGAAUCAUCUUCAGUGGCGCCUCCAGAACGACUCUCCGAAAAGAGGCGCCGCGAGGAGGAUGACGAUGAUGAGCUCGGCAAGUUGAUGCAGAACAAACGGAGAAACAGUAGUUCUGCAGGUUCCAACGCAUCAAUGACUUCUAGCAUGGUCAGGAGGAAGAAAACCUUCGCGGACAGGCCAAAUGCGGCAACGCCGAAGAAGAUUGCCAUCAGCAUAUCUCCAUCAGUGAAAACCGGUGGGGUGGCGAGGUCGGACGAUGAAUCCUAG
Colletotrichum graminicola M1.001 is the source of this 2571-nucleotide messenger RNA. RefSeq lists its product as uncharacterized. The record is from RefSeq and is a predicted model, not a curated record. Gene Ontology annotation, cellular component: protein phosphatase 4 complex; nucleoplasm. Bases 1 to 2571 code for a protein of 856 amino acids. The transcript has 6 exons. Gene Ontology annotation, molecular function: protein phosphatase activator activity. Gene Ontology annotation, biological process: protein dephosphorylation; DNA damage response. NCBI's taxonomy places the organism in Eukaryota, Fungi, Ascomycota, Sordariomycetes, Glomerellales, Glomerellaceae.